CCGUCCGUCGGCGGCACGCGCACCGGCUCCGGCUCGCGGUGAGUGUCGCGCGGGGGCGGCGGCGUGCCAGUCGCACGCCAGCCGCCCCCAUCGCCAGCCGCCGCCGCAGGUACAUAUCUCGCAGACGCUCGCUCAAGACGUGCUCGGCCGGUGACAGCUCGCUCGCUUUUCAAACACAGCGCUGCGGAACCGUAAAGAACAAGUGGGGCGUCGGCGUCGGUGUGCAGUGUGGGCGGUUGCACGGGCGAGGGGAGCGUGCGGACGGCGGGCGCGGGUAUGGGGCGGCGCGCGCCCGCCUCGCCGGGCCUCCUGCGCCGGCGCUACUCUGUGCCCGAGACCGUGAUGCGCAGGUACCGGCUGGCGAGCGAGCAGUCCGAGCGGGAGGGAGCGUCGUCUCCGGGCGGCGGCGCGGCGUGUGCGUCGCGCGAGUUGGUGCGGCGCUCGGCGCUGCUGCGGCGGCUGUGCGGCGCGCCCGCCCGCCCCUUGUGCAGCUGCGACACUCGCUCGCUCGACGGCUCGCGCUCCGAAGUGUCCGCCACCCUCGUCGGCGUCGACGGAGUCCGCGUGCCGCCCUCGGCCGCCGACUCUUUCCCCGUCUCGUCCGGCGCUCUCGGCGGUUCGCCCCCGUCGCCCCCGCCGGAUCUCCUCGAGAUCGUCGUGUCGGCGACCUCCCCCGCGGGUCUGUCACGGCCGACGAGGACUCCCGCGUCUCGAUCGACAGACCGUACCCUCGACAUCGACGAAUACGUUUCCAACAUUUUGGUGGAUAGCUUGAACUCUUUGACCGAUCGACUGGAGAGUAUGACGGUGUCGAUCGGCGGCGACGGCACAAUCAGUGUCGUAGAGAAAGAGAUCAAAGUUAAGUUGCAAAAUACCGGAGUGAACACCGUGGUCCAUUUGAGUCCGACGUCGAAUAAUCAGAUUAUUUUCGGUAACGAAGAAUUGUGCGUCCGCGAUUUGUCCGCGGCCGCGCCGCCCGCCGGACGGGACGUGUUCGGUGACGAGUCGGAGGCCAACCCGGCGUGUUGGCGCGUACGGUCCGGUGCGGGCUCGCCGUGCGCCAGCCUGGUUGACAGCUUGGACGACCCUGCGUCGCCCCGCGCGGCGCCCGCGCCCCCGCCGCCCGCGCCGCCCCCGCCGCCCGGGCCCGCGCGUCCCCGGCGCCGGCGCUCUCUCUCGCCGUCGUCUCCGCCCUCCCCGUCCGCCGGUUUGGACGAUCCUCCGCCGAGAGAGAGGGGUGAAUCGUUUUUUAUACGCAUGAACGACGAUGAUUGCGCUCGCGAAAAUGAAAACGUAGGGGUGGCGGACCGCAUGCCGGAGAAGAUAAGGCAGCGCUUAUUUAGACGACAUCGGCGUCGAGAGAUGCGAGCGCAGGGAGUGCGGCGGACGGGGGCGCGGCGCGCGCCCGCGCGGGACGUGCAGCGGCAGUGCGCGGCGCUCGUGGACGCCCUCAUUGACGACGCCGUGGUGCGCGUGGCGCGCGAGGAGUACCGCGCCGGGCGCAUCGCACGCGCACGUGCCCCUCACCCGCCCGCGCCGCUCGCCGACGACUCGCCGCCGCGACCUCGACCCCACCAACCCCGCACCGACAACACGAAACGCAUCACGAACGCGACGCGGCCCCGCGCCGACACCGGACGAGGGGCCCCCACGCCGCCCCCGCCCCGACCUUUCCGAGAGCGCGGACCGCGCAGACUGUACCAUAAGUCGGAAAUUCACGACGGCGGCAAAUGCAUAGAAAUUUUGGAGAUCCUAGAAUACGGAAACGUUUCCAGAAGUUCGUCCGAGACAAACUCCGACGAAAGCGUCGACACUUCGAAAGGGAGACGAUCGCGCAUUCCCGUUCCGAUUCGCCGAGACAAAAGCGACACGACUCGCGUGCGCCGCACUUCCGUACCGCCCGCGACGAUCGUGACGACACCUGCGGUCGUAUCCGCGCCCGCCAGGCGCGCUUCCGUUCCCGGUGCGGAACCUCGGGCGCCUUCGGGAUCGCUACGCUUCGAGCGAGUGUUCGACGCGAUUCCAGAGGAGCGAAGCGGUCUCAGCCCGGAAUCGGCCGGCGAGGAGCCGUCGCCGGCCCGCCGCUCGGCCGCCACGAGCCCGCGCGCGCCGCCAGGUCCGACCUCGGCGGGAGGUCCCGACGAGCGCAUCGUAAGAGGCGACCGGAAGGAGGUCGAAGACCGAAGAUCCGUCGGCACGCAGUGGGCUCGAUCCCCUCGGCGGCGGGGCCCUUCUCCGCUCUGGCGGGGGAGCGACGAGGAGAGAGCCCCGAUCGUCGGCGAACGGAGUUCCAGCGAAUGCGAGUGCGACACGGCCAGCGAGCCGCAGCAGGCGCGGCCGGCGCCGGCGUGCCGCCGCGCGCGCCCUCGCCGCCGUGUCCUCCACGCCGUCGCCCCCGGCGCCGCCCCGGCCGCCAGCCCCGCGCCCGACGCUCUCCCCACCGUACACGACACAGGCGCGGACGGCUGGUCGCUGACGCUGGCGGGAUCGUGCCGCGCCGCGCUGCCCGCGCGCCUCGACCUGCGCCUGCGCUUCCCCAGCACGCGCGCCGACUCCCGCGCCACCCCGCGCGCCCGCCACACGCCCCGCAGUGACGCCGCCACCGACCUCUGCAGUGACACCAAGUCACAGGAUACGGAGUGGUCCGCGUGCAAAUGUGAGUCGACUCCGCGUCGCCGUUCGACCGCAGCGCCGGCUAUCGGUUACGGGUCGUCGGCCCGUUCGCCGCGGGGCGGCCGGCGGCCCGGGGAGCCGUUGCCCGCGCUCGGCCCGCCGCCUGAUCGUCGCUCCGACGCCCAGGCGGUGCGCGCGCGCUGCCCCCGCUGCUGGCCGGCGCCCCCCUCCCCCGCGCGGUCGCCGUCGCGCGCCCCGCGCAGCCCCCGCGCCGGAGGUCGAAACGGUAGGCGGGCGUCGGAGAGGGCGGGCCCCGGCGCCGACCCGCUGGCGGUGCGCGGCUGCGCCAUCGUGCCGGAGCGCCGCGCCGCGCCGCCGACCGCCAGCCAGCGGGACCUGCGCCGCAAGCGCCGCGCCACACGCGCCCGCGCCGGCACCGCCGGCCGGUGCAUCUGUCACACUUGA
Messenger RNA from Pectinophora gossypiella (pink bollworm), 3078 nucleotides. Its product is annotated as serine/arginine repetitive matrix protein 1-like. The record is from RefSeq and is a predicted model, not a curated record. The transcript is spliced from 8 exons. Bases 277 to 3078 code for a protein of 933 amino acids. Lineage: Eukaryota; Metazoa; Arthropoda; Insecta; Lepidoptera; Gelechiidae.